CCACGCUGCUCUGCUGCUGCUGUGCUGCUUCUUUCGUGCCACCACAACGCCAACGCGACACACAACUUUCCACCCACCGCUUCCUGUCCCCCUCAACCCCUCCACCACGUCGUCUCGGAUGCCAAGCAGUCGAAGCUUCCUCUGGGUCAUCACGACCACCGGUGCCGCUGCUUUUGCAGCCGGCAUCAUCAUGGCCAAGAUCAUGUUCCAGUCGACUGGGCUGGGAAGACGCGAGGCAGCGUCGGACCAGAACAGCCGCCCACAGCACCACCCACGCGACGCAGAUUCAAGGCGGCGCAUCGUGCACAUGACCCCGAGCGUAUUUGAGACGCUCACGCACCAAGACUGCCUUCGCUACCUGGCAGAGGCCGGCAUCCCACAGUCGCUGCUCGACUCUGUGCCGGAGUGCGUGGACGGGGCCAUCAUGAUUGAGUGUGCAACCCCAGACAAGUUCAGCUUCUCCACGGCCGACAAGCUCUUCUGGGUGCAGAUUGAGAACUCGGACGCGUGCAAGCGCAUUGCCGCUGUUCUCGAUGAGAUGAUUGCCGCACAUCCGCACGACCUCCCACCAGAUGCCGCCUCCCCUUCACACCCGACGCCCGCACCACAGCCCGAAACCCCGCACUCGAACUAUACGGUCACGAGCAAUCGCUGCGGCAUGAUGUCGAACGAGCCAUCUGCAUUCAUGCACACGUGGAUUGCCCGCGCCGAAUCGAAUCCACAGCAGCCCAUGAUGGAUAUUGGGUGUGCAUAUGGUGUAGCGACGCUCGGUGCGCUUGAGAAGGGCGCGCGUGUCAUUGCCAUUGAUCUGGAGCCAAACCACCUCGCCAGCGUGCAGACAGCAGCACAGCACCGCAACAUCCCCAAGGCGCGCCUUCGCUGCAUUGAGGGCGGGGUGCCGGAGACGCUCGCUGAGCUGAGGAGCGGCAGCGUGUCGCACGUGCUCGCCGCCAAUGUGUUUCACUUCCUCUCCCCAACCGCCCUCACCCGCACGUUGAAGAGUCUUCACCGCGUCAUGGCGUCGGAGAGUUUCCUCCACAUCCAGGUCGACUCCCCGUUCAUGCGCGGCCUGGGCGCGUUUUAUUACGUCUAUGCAUUGCGCAAAUUCCUCGGGCACCACUUUCCGGGCUACCUUCCCAUUCCGGAAAGUCUUCAACGGCACAUGUUUCCAGACUACCUGCACGUGCGCCGCUACCAGGUGAUGGAUGCGGAUGUACUGCGCGCGGCUGUUGAGCGCGCUGGGUUUGAGAUUGUGCGCGCCGGGUACGAGCCCGUUGAUGACGAGAGCGACAUUCUCGGCAUUUCCCUCGACGGCCGCGAGAGCACCGUCGUUGUCGCCGUCAAGAGAUGAUUGGCAUCAUCACUGCUGGUGCUGCUGCUGUUCGUGGUAGCGCUCAUGAUGGUGUUUUGUGCUGCUGUUGAUGUCUGUGGUGUCCGUGGGGGAUGCUGCCACUGUUGCUGCUGAUGAUGAUGAACGUUGAAGCUGUCGCAUUGGUCGCUUCGCGUGAUCAUGGAUGCACAGCCUGUGCUUCAUCGUCUCAGCAUCCCACCUCCCCCCAAAAACACACACACACACACACCUGAAUGGCCCUGCGUAUUUGUAUUCUCUGUUUGUGUGGUCCCUUAGCUGAAAUGAAAGAUAUGUCCUUGCAUGUGUGCGCCCCUCUUCCUCUGCUUCGCUUCUCGGCCUCCUUCCCCUUAGGCGUGCUUGCAUGCACACGUGGUGAUGACCACCCUUCCCAAUCACUCCCUCUCCCUCGCCUCUGUUUUGUCAUUAUCCCGGUCUGCCCUCGCUGCCAUGGCCAGCAUCAUCAUCAUCAUCAUCAGCAGCAGCAUCAUCAUCAGCAUCAUCACCACCAAGCACCUUUGCCACGUCUUUCCUUCUUGUUGUCUAUUUGCCACCCUUGUCCCGUGUGUAUGCAAGUGCGUGCGUGCGUGCGUGUGUGUGGUUGACCAACCGUACAAACCGCCCACUAUCUACACGUUAGCAAACACGCGAGAACAAAGAUGGGAGACAAAAAACCAAACACAAAG
Salpingoeca rosetta is the source of this 2034-nucleotide messenger RNA. RefSeq lists its product as uncharacterized. The transcript is spliced from 5 exons. Bases 119 to 1351 code for a protein of 410 amino acids. The record is from RefSeq and is a predicted model, not a curated record. NCBI's taxonomy places the organism in Eukaryota, Choanoflagellata, Craspedida, Salpingoecidae.